This is a messenger RNA of Cyclocybe aegerita, 2097 nucleotides long. The record is from the annotation of a GenBank genome assembly. Lineage: Eukaryota; Fungi; Basidiomycota; Agaricomycetes; Agaricales; Hemipholiotaceae.
AUGUCCGAGCAAUAUAAAUUUCAUCGAACUCUUUCGAUCCACCACCCACCACCUCAUAAUCUUGCUGUCGGAAUUUUCCUCUCAAUAGCCAUGGAGGACCCGUACGCUGCAUAUCGACCCCGCCAUUCCACGCACUCUUCGAUAGCAAGCUCCUCGAAGACUCUUCGUGAAUCAGGGUACUAUUACUCCUCAGAAUCAUAUGCAUUGUUGGGAAUGCCAUCGUCGGCAAAAACAGCCGACGGUAUGAAGCCGUCGUUCAGCCCAGCGCCUUCAAGAAACGAGACACCUAGUCGGCCCAAGUGGCUGAGCCCAUACUACUUGAUCCCGACCACCGUCCUCGUCGUGCACACGCUUUUGCUCGUCUGCUCCUGGACAUUUUUCUCGAUUACGAUCAGCAGGCCUGCAGCCUUAUCUCCAGGAAUCGCCCUCCAUGUCCGGGAUCAUAUCCAAUCUGUGACGAUGGUGGUUACCCUCGUCGCCUCGUUCAUUUCGUUGGUCUCCACUGCCCUAUACACGAGGAGUAUCCUCUACUCCCUUGCCAGAUUUUUGGAAGGAGGCGUCUCUCUCUAUACUAUCGCAUCGGCGACGAGGAUAGCGGAGCCUUCGCCGCUCAAGGAUUUUACACGGCCCACUUGGACUAUUGCUGCUUUGUUACUUACAUUGGCCGUUAAUUCACAGACUGCCGGAUGGACGACUCUUCUGCUGCCGAAGCAGAUCGAAAUCACUUCCCCCAUGACUGGCUUUGAACUGGACAUGAAAAGCCCUGGAUUCAAAAGACUUGUGGAGGAUAACAAAGACAUCAUUAAUGCUGAUCUAUUUUCCCGCGUUAUACCCAUAACCGAAGCCAGCGGCGGUACAGCCGUCAGUACCCACUUCAACUUGCCCAGUAUUCUGAACUUCAACCACUUCUCCUGGACGAACUCUACACUGGGCGUAAUGCCGGUCGCGCUCGAAGAGAUCGAAAGCAGCAUCCUUUCUGUCCAGGGGGAGAAUAUCCCCGUGAACGUCAAGAUACACCGAAAGGAAAACACACCGCGCGGAUUCCCCGUUCGGUUUUCGAUGACUCAACAAGGGUUUACAGCCCAAGUCAGCUGUCAACAGAGGAAUUUAGAUGCGAACACAAGGCCGAGCAUAAGAUUGAGGUCCCAACUCGACCGCCUGUUCGAUUCGCCUGUGACCCUGGCCCAGUUGGAGGUUGUCUGCCCCACUGCGAGCAGCGCUACGUUCUCAGAACCCGUUCUGACCUCCACGAAUGUCGAUGCGCUGUUCGGAAUCUCCUGUCCUGUCAUCCAAAUUAAUGGGGGAAGGCGAUGGGACCUCAUCCUCGCAGGCUCUGGGAUAUACAGUGCGAUCAAGACAACGGUAUGCAGCGUCUGGCCGCUGCUCGAUCUGGUCAAUGUCGAUUAUGACGACAAUACCUUCGUCUUCAAUUCGUCAUUCCCUAGUUUCAUCAAUGGAUCAAUACCUUGGUCCUAUGAUGAGGCGCCAUGGAUUGGAGACUUUGCACUGUCGGUGUUUCUGCGUGGUCUGCGUGUUGGGCAGAGUACGACGGGAAAUUCGAUGGGGGAUACCGUGCUUACUUUCCUGUCUAGUGUCCAGAAUGAUCCCGACGCGCUCUCCCAGAUCCUGGCAGAAUACACGCGCGGUGUUUUGGAGCUCAGCGUGACGAUGCUCCGAAUGGUAUUCACGCAAUACGGAAACGGGCUUUACCCGGGAGGAAGCAGCACGAUCCCAGAGAGCAUGCGACUGAACAUCAACGGCACACAUCGUGCAACGACCAUCGGCUGGCACCAGGCCCGAGAGACAGCCGCAAGCGUUCUCAUCGCUCCUACGUUUGUAUCAGUUGUGUCUAUCCUCAUCAUCGUCGCCACACUUGCCAGCAAAGGAAGGAAUCGGGAGCCGGAGGCCAGUCAUUAUUUCGAUCCUGGUGAUAUACUGCAUAUUAUCAGCGCGUCUGCUGCUGGAGGUAUGAAGACGGAGUUAACGCCCUAUCAUGAAGAUACUGUGGAGAGUAGCGAGCAUGUACAGAUUAAACUCGUGCCAGUGGAAGGAGCGGAAAGUCGGCCGGGUUUCGUUAGUUGGGAGAAUGCAAAGUAG